Molecule: messenger RNA, 4429 nt
Organism: Panonychus citri (citrus red mite)
Lineage: Eukaryota; Metazoa; Arthropoda; Arachnida; Trombidiformes; Tetranychidae
Gene: Pak
Product: serine/threonine-protein kinase PAK 1-like
Exons: 6
Coding region: 541-3306 (921 amino acids)
Biological process (GO): regulation of axonogenesis; protein phosphorylation; intracellular signal transduction
Cellular component (GO): cytoplasm
Molecular function (GO): ATP binding; protein serine/threonine kinase activity
Source: RefSeq, a predicted model, not a curated record
AAAUUGUUUUCAUUUGAAUCAGUUGAUCAAAUUGAUCACAUUAAACGUCAUUAAUGUGAGUGAAUCAUUUUUAUUACAAUUAGUUUUGAUUAUAAAUUCGAGUGUCAAUUUGUAUUUGUGAUCUGUGGAAUGGAAUUUCUAUCAAAAAUCUGGUCAAUUUUCAUUCUUUCUUGAUAUAAAGUGAAUUUCUUUUUCUCCAUCACCUUUGGUUGUGUUUUAAAUUCUCUUUCAUCUCUUUUAUUCUCUAUUCUCUCUCUCUCUCUUUCUGCCUUAGAAAUCAUUGACUCACUCAGGCGCAUUGUGUAUCCAUCGGGCAAGCCUAUUCUUUAAUCAACAGAAUUUCAUUUUCUUUUUCAUCACCAUCAUUUAUUGUUUCUUCCCAAAGGAGUCACUAAUUAUCGGCGUAAUUAUUUCUAGCCCAAUAUUUUUGCCUUUUAACCUUUUAACCCUUUUUACCAAUUUUACCAUUUUUUUGUGAUAUUCAAAUUCUAUUCUACCUUGAGAUUUACCUUUACAAAUCUCAAUUAUCAGUGAGUGAUCAUGGAGGAUAAACCACCACAACCACCAGUUCGAUUAACCUCUCAACAGAAUCAUCAAUUAUCCUCUUUAUGUACCAUCAGAGAUUGUCCUCACUCUAAUCAUUCAAUUUCACAUAACCAUAAUCAUCAUCAUCAUCAUCAUCAUUAUCAUAAUAAUAAUAAUAAUCACCAUCAUCAUAGUAAUUUACAAUCAUCCAGUUUUAAUUAUCCACAAUCACCUCAUCGUACACCACAACAUCAACCAUAUAAUUUAAAUUGUUCAGUUCCAGUUGAUCUCCGUCCCUUACCAAAGGAACCUGAAAAAGAAAACAGUGUAACCGUAAAGGUUAUCAAAAAAGGUUUAAAGGUUAAACCGAUCAAGUAUAAUAAAAGCGAGAAAAAGGAACAUGGUUCAAAUAUUGGAAUUAAUCUCCAUGGAUCAAGUAACCAACACCAUUCGAGUUUAUCUUCAGAGAAACCAUUUAUUUCUUCACCGACCAAUUUUGAGCACACUUGUCAUGUCCGAUUCGAUGCUCAUACCGGUGAAUUUACAGGGAUGCCCGAAUCAUGGAGUAAACUUUUACAACACUCGAAUAUUAGUAAAAUAGAACAGAAGAAAAAUCCUCAAGCUGUGUUAGAUGUUCUCAACUGGUAUGAUUCAAGUAAUCGUGAAACAAUUGCAAAUCUACCUAAAUACAUGACAAUCAAUCCAUCAUUAGCGGAUUUGAUUGAUUCUUUUCUGACGUCAAAUGCAUCACAAUCAAAUUUUGUUCCUGAAAAAUAUUCAACCAAGAAAAAUACAUCAUGUAUCUCCGUCUCAACUACAUCAACAAUGUUGGUCUCCUCCAAUUCUGCCUCAAGCUGUACCAGUGACGCUGGACUGGGCAGUGGUAAUUUAAGUGCAACUAGUUCACCAAUUCAUUCAAUAAUUAAAAUAAGUCCAUCAUCAAAUGGUAGUAGUUGUACACCACAUGAAUCUUUACAAGAACCUUCAUCAUGUACAUCAUCUCUCAGCUCUAAUCCACCAUCAACACCGGAAGAAGAUAUAAUAAAAAGCCAAUCAAGUAAACAUCAAAAUAUUUCACUUGAUCAUCAACAAACAAUUCAACAAAAUGUCCCAACUAUAAAUGAUCAUAGUAGUGGUAGUAGUUGUAAUAGUAGUAGUCGUAACAGUAAUGUCAUUGAUGAUGUUCACCAACGAUCUUCACAAGUUGAUAAUGAUCAUGAUGGAGAUGAUGAUAAUAAUACAGUUACAACAACACCUCCGCUACUUCCACCUCCACCACCACCACCCACACGUCCCGAGAAAACUAAAUCCAUCUAUACAAGGCCAAUAUGUAAAUCCAAAUUUCCUGGGUUAACUGGUUCUUCUUCAAUAACAAUUUCCUCCAGCACCAUAAACACAACAACACCACCACCACCACCAUCUUCAAAUGUAUCCACUAAUUCAACACCAGUUCAUCAACAACAAAAGCCAAUCAAUUCACCUACAACACCUUUGGCCUCACCUUUAAAUAUACCUAAAUUACCAUCGACACCAAAAAAUGUUCCUACCAAAAAUAUCACCAAUAAUCCAAUGAUAGAGAAAACAAUUAACGCAGUUAACAAUUUAUCUAUUGAUAGUAAAUCUGGUCAUAAUAUCAACAUGAUUCUCACAAAUAACAGUGUAAACAAAAUCAAAACAAUUAACAAGGAUCAUGUGAAUAACAACAAUAAUAUAAAUCACAACCUAAACAACAACAACAACAACGUCAACAAUAAUAACAAUCAAAUUAACGAUUUAAACACCAAGAUUACCAAUACCACCAACAGCAAUAUAAAUAAUGUUAAUAAAUCAGAGAUAAACAAUCAAGUGAAAAAAGAUGGAGGAAAUGGAUUAAUCAAGAAAAGGAAAAUGACAGAGGAAGAGGUUAUGGAUAAACUACGAAGUAUUGUGACCAUCGGUGAUCCUAAUAGAAAAUAUUCUAAAAUAGAGAAAAUCGGUCAAGGAGCCUCGGGCGUUGUUUAUACAGCAAUUGAAGUAUCAACCGGAAUGGAAGUAGCAAUUAAACAAAUGAAUCUAAUUCAACAGCCAAAUAAGGAGCUGAUAAUAAACGAGAUUCUGGUGAUGAAGGAAAACAAGCACCCGAAUAUCGUUAAUUAUCUAGAUUCGUAUUUGGUUGGUGAGGAAUUGUGGGUUGUUAUGGAGUAUUUACCUGGAGGAUCUUUGGUAGAUGUUGUCACCGAAACUUGUAUGGAUGAGGGUCAAAUAGCUGCUGUUUUAAGGGAAAUUCUGCAAGCACUGGAAUUUUUACAUGCAAAUGAUGUCAUUCACCGAGAUAUUAAAUCAGAUAACAUUCUCCUUGGAAUGGAUGGUUCAGUUAAAUUGACUGAUUUCGGAUUUUGUGCUCAAAUUUCACCAGAACAAAAUAAAAGGACAACCCUUGUUGGUACACCCUAUUGGAUGGCUCCGGAAGUAGUUACCAAAAAACAGUAUGGUCCAAAAGUGGAUAUUUGGUCCUUAGGGAUAUUAGCAAUUGAAAUGAUUGAAGGAGAACCUCCAUAUUUAAAUGAAAAUCCUCUCAGGGCUCUCUAUUUGAUUGCCACCAAUGGUAAACCAUCAAUUAAGGAUAAAGAUAAACUUUCAGUUCUAUUUCAAGAAUUUCUGGACAAGUGCCUCGAAGUUGACGUUGAUAAACGAUGGUCAUCAUCAGAACUUCUUAAACAUCCGUUCCUUAAAUUAGGAAGACCUUUAUCAUCUAUUCAUCCAUUGAUUGUUGCAGCCAAACAAGCAGCUAAUGGAAAUUAAAAGUCAUUCAUCCAAUUUACUAAUCACUCAGCCUUUUUUUUUCAUCAGUGAUAGUCAAUUGAAUCAUCUUGUCAGCAAAAAAAAAAUAUUCUACAGUUUUUAAUUAAUCCAUAGAUCUGAAAGGAAAACAAUUGACCAAGUAAUGACAAUGAAAAUGCAUGGAAAUGUUUAUUUGGCUAUUUUUUGCUGCUAUUGGAAAUCAUCAUCAACAUCCAUCAAAAUAUUGUUUGAUAUCAAUUUUUACCUCAUCUCUCAGAGUCAAGGAAAAAGUAAAUGAUAACGAUGGAGAUGGAUAAAGAAAAAGAGAGAGAUGAAAAAAUAAAUCCAAUCAAACUGUGAAGAGGGAGAAAUGGAUUAGGUGAUUUUAAAGCUAUUAUUUUGCGCAAUUGGAAGAUAAUCAACAUUGUGAGCCCAAUUUUUGGCAAAUAUCGCAAGAGAGAGAGAGAGAGAGAGAGAGAAACCUUUGUGAUUAAGCUCAUGAAAGAUGCGACAUGAAACCAAGUGAAUAAAGCAAAGAUGAUAAAACUCACUAGGAGACAGAAAAUGACAGACAAGAAACAAUAUUACACUUCCGGGAGAAAAGACUUUUUUUUAUCCUUCUUUACAUCUCUCUCUCUCUCUCUCUCUCUCUCUCUCUCUCUCUCUCUCUCUCUCUCUCUCUCUCACCCACUCUUCCUCAUCAUGUGAUCUAGAGAAAUUUUUUAUCCUGAAAGUUUCUUGAUGCAAAGAACAUUUUUCUUUCUCUUACUAGUACUUUUCAAGCUCGUUAUUUUUAAUUGAAUUAAUUUCAAUCCUUUUUAUUUAAGUUCAUUCAUAAUCACUUAAUCGGUUAACCAGAGAUUAAACCAGAAUACCAAAAGUGAUUGCGAAAAAAAAGUUCAAUGGCAAUACAAGGAACAAGACAAUUCUAAUAUUUCCUCCAAGUUGACAAAAGGACAUAAAUGAUUUAGAUGAACUCUUCUAAUUAUAAAUAUUAUAUAUUAUAAAUAUAUAUACAUAUAAAUAAUGACAAUUAUGAUGAGAUAUACAAUCGAUAUACAAUAGGAGACAAAUUAUUUUAUAUUUAUACUUAUUGUGGUUUGUGCCAAAAAUAUAAUUAAAAACAAUUAAGAAACAAAAACAA